AUGAGUCUCGAUAUCAUUAGCUUACUUAAUUCUGCAGCAUGUGAUGAUCCAAAUCUAAUGGUACCUGCAAGUCAGCAUCUUACUUUGGUCACUCAAUCAGGAGAGAAUUGUGAUAAUAUAUGUUCGGCCAUAGCAUCGUGUGUUUUUUCUAGCGAUGAUCGUUUAUCUACUGAUGGACGUUUUUUGGGGCUUAUCUAUCUCAAAAAUAUGGUGUUUGAUGUCAAAAUCCGGCAUAGUAUUGAUCCUAAUGUCAAAAGGAAAGUGGAGAUGUUAUUUUUUGAUUAUAUAUCCCGUGGUACGGAAAAUAGCUUUACCAAUCUAGUUGAAAAUAUUCCAAGAAUUGGUGGACUUGUCGCUGAGCUUACUGCAAGGUACGUAAAAAUUGAGUGGCUAAAGAAUGAUUGGUCAGACUCCUUGUGGGAUAAUCUUUUGUGUUGGCACGCAUGGUCUUCAUUGCGGUCUGGACUGAAGGCUGCAGCAAGUUUCAGGUUGCCUGCACGGCGCCGCGCUUUUAACAUCACGAUCGCGAAGUUAUUACCAAGUGUUAUAAGUUGCUUCAAAAAUGCGUCCACAAAUUUAGAAGUGAAUAUUGAUCCGUGUAUAAAACUUUCGAAGUUACUUUAUUCAUGUUUUAACUUGGUUGGUAAAAAUGACAUCUCGGCUCUAGUCAAUAAAACAGAGAUCUAUGAAGGUGCUUUUACGGUUGCUCUUCUGGCCUUGGAAUUAGCGUUUCAAAGUACACUGGACACUGACAAAUCCCCCCUGAUGUUUGUGUUUCGUCGACGUGUAUCAAAGUUAUUGUUUGCUUUGUUUUUGUCCUGUCCUCUGGAAACCAGAGAUUGCUUUAUUGAACAUAUAUUAGAGCAUGUUUUAAUAAUUGUUUCGUAUUCUGGUGAUGUACAAUUGAAUUACAAGGAUGGGUGUGCAGUGAAGUGGCUUUUGGGAAUUACUUACAGCGUGCUUUGUUGCAAGUCGCCAAAAUACGGAGGUCAGGUCGAACUCACUGAACAGGGGAAGCGUAAGCUAGCACUGUGGAUGUCUCAGCCUUACCAGUUACCCAGUGGACAUAUCAGCAACAAAUGGACGUAUUUCAUGAUGUCACUUUUUGAACAUUGGUUUAUACUUACUCCAAACGAGUUACAGUUUUUCACAAGUGAUCCAGAGGGUUGUUUAUCUUCGGGUGGUAUUUCCAGUAUCAAUGUAGGACAUGACGCUAAAGCUAAUUCGGUGUAUGCUGAUUUAAAUUCUUUUUGGAAUGUAGAUAAUCAAGCAAGUGAAUUGUGUGUAUGUAACAUUGAAACAAUAAUGGGUGUCUCUGAUAGUUCCCAGCACGUGCUAACACCCCAACCUUGUCGUCAAUUAACAGAACUUAUCUUUACAAUAUUCUGCCGAUUAUAUGAGGAGGCGGACCCAGUAUUAUAUGAGAUAGUUCAGUCAAUUAAUCCUGGAACAAAUAAACCAUAUAUCUUUGAAUCUGUUAUGAGAUUUGUACAACUGUGUUUACCAUAUUUUGGAACUAAACCAAAUUGGGUCACUUUAGCGGAACAGCUUAUAGCUGAUGGAUUGGUAGUAGGACAUUCGAUACAAGAUCGCAUGGGGUCACAACCUAUGGAAAAUGAAAUUACUUCUGUUAUAAUUCUAACUCGAACUCUAUCACUUUUGCCGCGUUACAGUGUACAAUGUAUCCCACCAGGAGAUGUGGAGUUUUCAUCACUGAAACCUAACUGUAAUGAUGCUCUUUCACAUAUCAAUCGAUUUUUGAAUCGUUCAUCUAAGUGGAAUCAGAAUGUUUUCCAAAAGCAAUUAAUGAUGUGCAUCAGACUAGCGGCUGCAUACAGUCUUACGUGGCUUCUGGAAGUAUCAGUAUUUCCUGAGGAUAUUUUGGUGUUACAUGCUGAAAAUUUACUAAAUGGCACUCUUUUUUUGAUCCAGGAUGUUAAAGAAUGUGAAACACAAAUGUAUAUGUUAACUUUAUUAGGAAAAUUAAUUCAUAAAAUUAAUUUAAUUGUUUAUCCUCAAUUCAUUACUCCAAUUCUAAACACUUUGAAUCAUUUAUGGAAUCUUAGUGGUUUAAGUGCUGCACUACGAGCUAGUAUUCUAAAUACUGUCUGUCUUCUGGUUACUGAAUUUAAUGGAUUCAAUGAAUGUUCUUCACUUCUCCCUGAGUUCAAUACAUUAAUACACAGUUCUGUAAUUCGUUUAAUUCAAAUGUCACUAUAUCAAGCAGAAGAAAAACAAAUAAAUGGUUCAGAAGCUUUAUUUGAACCAGCUAUUCGUUUAUGGGCAAGUUUAGUUGAAGGUCUUAAUUCAUCAUGGUCACCAGAUUUAAUUAAUUUAAUGCCGAUAUUAGUUGGAGAUAGUGUACGUUUAAUGGAAACUGGUGGAGACCUGUCGGUUAGUAAUUUGUUGAAACAAUCAUUACUUGGUCGCGUGGAUUCGGGUGAACAGGCUGAUCUAGUUUUCCGUAUUGCUUAUGGUACUUUGAGGCUAGCUCACAAAGCUGGUAAUGAUAUUUUACAAAACUUUAUAUGCCAAUGGUCCGAACCCUUUUGGGUAUCCAUUUUGAUUGCCAGUUUGAAUUGGAAUAAUUCACUUGGGGAACAAGUAAAUUUAGAAGAUCUUUAUUCUCAAGCUUCUUCAUGCAUUAAUGAUGAAAAUAAAACAGAUGAAGAGUCGAAAUACAGAUUAAAUCAACUUAAACUAUUCAAUAUAUGGUUUACAAUUUAUUUGGACAUUCAAUAUUCUCAACAAAAGUUUACAUCUUUACCAUCAAGUGCAAUUGGCUUAAUUUUUUUAGCUGCUAAAUAUUGCUUGAUUCGUGCUCCUGAAAAUGCACAUUCUGAUGUUACACCAAAAGCUACGGAACUUCGACUGGAACUUCUUUCUCGAUUAGUAUUAUAUCCUAAUAUGUGGUUUUACUUUACUUAUACAUUACAAUUAGUUCGUAAAUUUGCUGAUAAUAACAAUCAACCUAAUUUACAUUCAUUGCUACAAGGAUAUCAUAAUUCAAUUGGUCAGCAGUGUUGUUCUACAUUGGAUGAAUUAAGAAACUUGUUAAGUUCACCGAUUGGUCGGUGGUUAGGACGUGUGGAUUCUUUGCCUAGUUAUAUUGAUCGACGGUGUAUAGCCGUUGCUACUAUUACUUGUUUUAGACAAGGUGUUCAGUCAUACACUAUUAACGAUCAUCAACUACUUGAUGUGAAGUAUUUAGAAGAUUUGGCUGUAAAUGACAGUUGGCAUGCUCAAUGGCUUGAACCGGUCAUCAAUCUUAUUAUACAGGUCCUUUACGAUGAAGAUGAAGUGUUUACAGAAGAUGAAAAUAUUCAGUUUUAUCAUUUUUAUCCAAUAGGAAUUUCUACAUCGAACAAUUUAAAACAUCGACUUAGAAAUGAACUCAGUUUAUGGCAAGAUCAAGUAGGCUGUCCUACAAUAGCCGAUGCUUUGAUAAAAUGUCAUGUUGAUCCAGCUCUUCGUGUUCAGUUAGAAUGCCAAUUAAAUCAAAGUGAAUAGUAUAAAAAAAACAAUAAUAAAUCUUUGUAAAAAUUCUUCUGAAUACUACAAUGUAUAAAUAUUUUAUUUUCAAAUAAAACCCUAUUUGAU
Schistosoma rodhaini is the source of this 3600-nucleotide messenger RNA. The record is from the annotation of a GenBank genome assembly. NCBI's taxonomy places the organism in Eukaryota, Metazoa, Platyhelminthes, Trematoda, Strigeidida, Schistosomatidae.